CGACCCUCUUUUGGUCUCGUCAGAAAGAGAGGAAGUUUAUCCUGUGUCUCCAAAGCGGUGCGUCGCUCUCUGGUGAAGGUCGUCAACGCUACGGGUACUUCAAAAUGUCUCUGCCAAAGCCUGUUAUGAGAGGACUUCUUGGAAAGCGUUUGAGGCUUCACUUACCCCUUGCUUUUGCUUUUGCUUUGACUUGUGCUGCUGCUGUUAAGUUUGGAGUCACGGAGCCCAGGAAACGGGCAUAUGCUGAAUUCUACAAAAAUUAUGAUGCCACGAAGGAGUUCAACAACAUGAGGGAAGCUGGUGUGUUUGAGAGUGUCAGGCCUUCUGGGGAGUGAACCUGUAUGAACACCCAUUCCUGAUGUAUCCUCUGUCCACCUUCAGAAUGUGACAUGUUGACCAGUUGGCAUUCUUAUGUGCUCCUAAUAAAUCCAACCAAUUAAACUUAUGUUUAAUAUGA
This is a messenger RNA of Scleropages formosus (Asian bonytongue), 457 nucleotides long. It is a transcript of the gene cox6c, whose product is annotated as cytochrome c oxidase subunit 6C. The transcript is spliced from 4 exons. The coding region runs from base 105 to 335 and encodes 76 amino acids. The record is from RefSeq and is a predicted model, not a curated record. Lineage: Eukaryota; Metazoa; Chordata; Actinopteri; Osteoglossiformes; Osteoglossidae.